UAUAAUCUAUACACGGAAGUGAGUAGGCUAAAUAAAAUUGUUUCCAAAUUAGAUCUAGAUCUAUAUUAUACGAUCCUGCUUACGACAUAAAAUCAGAGAACUGAAUAGACUUUAUAAACUGUAGAUCUCUAUAUAGGUGACUAGGUCUAGAUCUAUCUCAUCAUGUCUUAUGGAUAUGGGCAGCAAGCAGGCUAUGGCCAGCCAGCUGGAUACAAUCAAGGAUAUGGACAGCCAGCACCUCCACCAGGUGUGGAUCAAAACUUUCUAUCAGGAAUUUUUCAGAGUGUGGACAAGGAUAAAAGUGGACAUGUAAGUGCUGUAGAACUUCAACAAGCACUAGGGAAUGGCACUUGGACACCUUUUAACCCAGAGACUGUAAGAUUAAUGAUAGGCAUGUUUGAUCGGGACAAUUCAGGCACCAUCAACUUCCAAGAGUUUGUCUCCCUGUGGAAGUAUGUCACUGACUGGCAGAAUACAUUCAGGUCUUAUGACAGAGAUAACUCAGGCUCCAUAGACAAGACAGAGUUGAAAACUGCUCUAACAAGCUUUGGAUAUCGUCUCUCUGAUCAGUUUUAUGACAUUUUGAUUCGUAAAUUUGACAGACAAGGUCGUGGAACUGUAGCAUUUGAUGACUUUGUUCAGUGUGCUGUUGUUCUCCAGACCUUGACAAGUUCUUUUAGGGCCUUUGACACAGACCAAGAUGGGUGGAUCCAAAUCUCCUAUGAACAGUUUUUAACUUUGGUUUUUAGCCUCAGAAGCUAAUAUUACACAAUUUACAAAGUGUACCUAAUAAAUGCUGGACGUAUAAAAAAAACCUUAAAGGCUUUAAAAGUCUUCUCAUAUAUGUGAGCUAAGCUGCGGUUAAGGACCACAAGUUAGUGUUAGGAAACAGAAAAAAAAACUUUAAGCGUGGUGGCUGGUUUUGAUAAUUACCUGGAAUCAAUUUUAAACAUUAAAUGCUGAAUUAUUUAAUUAAAAUUUUAACACUUGUUAGCAUUGGAAUCUCUUCCAUCACACAGUAUACAUAACUCUAUUCCCUACUCGUGGUCCUUUUUCUCACCUUUGGCUGCUUCAUUUUCUCUAUUUUCAAAGUGCAUACCGUAUUUUUAAGAGUGACCAUUAAAGCGCACACCUCAAUACCCGUUAUCACAGUUAUUAAUUCCUAUACAUUUGAAUACAAAUUAAGUUUAUUUGUUAUUAAAAUAAGAUUUUUCUGAAAGUUCAUCCAAGAAAUACACUUUUAGUUGUCAUUUUGUUUUGUCUUUUUAGUGUUGCAAACAACAAAAAAAAAAGAUUUAUUUUCUGAAUCUCAGAACUAUGUCUCAGAGUACAGUUUGACUUUAAAAGAAAUAAGGUCCAAAUAAAUUGAAAAAUAUUUAUUUAUUAUAUUUAUUUAUUAGAAGGUCAAAACUUUUUUUUUUAAAUCUUUAUUCUUUAACCCUUUAGGUUAGUAGAGGUAUAGAGCCCAAUUCCAUAUGUAGCAACAAUUCAUUUCGAAUUUAUUUUGCAGAAAUAUUUGCAAUUCUUAUAUAAGCCAUGCAAAGAUCAUUGUUUCUAUAUUAAGGUAUUCAAAUUCAAUUUGUUAUAUAUUCUUUUUUUUUUUUUUAACCAAUUGAUGUGUAAAUUCAUCAUAUUUCAUUUUUGUACAAUUCAGCUCAUUAUUCUGUGAAAGUCUAUGCUAAAUGUUGUACACUUGUUUUUUAAACAAAUACAUUUACUGAUAUAAUCUAGUGUUCAUUUGAUUAAAAGGUCUUGUCAGAAAUUGUUUAAAGGCAUGAAUAUUUCAAAGUUUUCAUUAUCAAAUACUAUAGAGAUUUCAAUGAACUCACUUUUUUAACAUUUAAAUAAGGGAACACUGUGAAUGUAAGACUUGUCUUUGCCAUCAGUUUAAAAUUGCCAAACAAAAUGUGAAUCCAUGAGUCUGUGAAAAGCUUUAAUCAAGAAAAAUAGGAAAUGACAAGUCAUAUAUUUUAGUAGAUAUUUGCUGUUAGUAUUUUACUGAAAAAUCAUUUGAUUUUUUUCAUUCUGUGAAUUUAAAGAAAUAAAAUGUUUAUUUCUAUG
Biomphalaria glabrata is the source of this 2061-nucleotide messenger RNA. Its product is annotated as programmed cell death protein 6-like. The transcript has 6 exons. Bases 163 to 762 code for a protein of 199 amino acids. Lineage: Eukaryota; Metazoa; Mollusca; Gastropoda; Planorbidae. The record is from RefSeq and is a predicted model, not a curated record. Gene Ontology annotation, molecular function: calcium ion binding.